Molecule: messenger RNA, 309 nt
Organism: Meyerozyma guilliermondii ATCC 6260
Lineage: Eukaryota; Fungi; Ascomycota; Pichiomycetes; Serinales; Debaryomycetaceae
Product: mitochondrial 37S ribosomal protein mS33
Exons: 1
Coding region: 1-309 (102 amino acids)
Cellular component (GO): mitochondrion
Source: RefSeq, a predicted model, not a curated record
AUGUCGAUAUUGAAAGGGUUACCGUCAAAGACCCGAUUGAUGGAGGUCAAAAAGUUGGCUGCGGACAUAUUCCAGAACCAAUGGAACCCCAAUAGAGUCAGAAAUGGUGCCAAGGUGUUACGGGCACCUUUGAAAGGUCCACAAGUAGCAUCCUAUUACGGUAAUAACGACGACAUGCCAACGUUCAAAGACUUCAAAGAGUGGUUUCCCGAGCUUCAGUUGACGGAUCCAAAGGAGGAAUACAGACUCAAGAUGGUGAGAGAUAGAAAGAAGAGAAAUAAGGGUGCUCCAAAGAAGAAGACAAGCUAA